Messenger RNA from Fusarium fujikuroi IMI 58289, 1695 nucleotides. RefSeq lists its product as uncharacterized. Bases 1 to 1695 code for a protein of 564 amino acids. The transcript has a single exon. Gene Ontology annotation, molecular function: L-aspartate oxidase activity. Gene Ontology annotation, biological process: NAD+ biosynthetic process. Lineage: Eukaryota; Fungi; Ascomycota; Sordariomycetes; Hypocreales; Nectriaceae. The record is from RefSeq and is a predicted model, not a curated record.
AUGGGCGAACUCUCUCAACCCCCCAAUGGCCAUGUCAAAAGCAGCAUCUCGUGGCAAACAGCUCAUCUGAAAACUCGACCAAAGCACUUUUCAACAGAUAUUCUCAUCGCAGGCGGUGGCUUGGGUGGUGUCGCAGCAGCACUCGGAGCUCUCCGUCGAGGCCGUCAUGUCUUUCUCACUGAAGAAUAUGACUGGCUAGGCGGCCAAUUGACAAGCCAAGCUGUGCCUCCUGAUGAGCAUACCUGGGUUGAGCAAUUCGGUGUCACGCGGUCGUAUCGAGCACUUCGUGAUGGCAUAAGACAAUAUUAUCGCGAUCAUUAUCCGUUAACGGAGGAGGCAAGACGAAGGGCGCAGUUGAAUCCUGGGGCGGGACAUGUCAGCAAGCUUUGUCAUGAGCCGAGAGUUGCAGUGGCUGUUAUCGAAGCCAUGCUUAUGCCGUUUAUCGGCAGUGGACUUCUCACAGUUAGAAAACGUGUCAAGACUGUUUCUUGUGACAUGGUUGGACAGGUUGUGAGAUCCGUCGAGUUUCGAAAGCUGGAUGGUGGAGGGACUUUCACUGUUGAAGCAAAGUACGUCGUUGAUGCUACUGAGCUGGGAGAUUUGCUACCCAUCACCAAAACACCGUAUGUGACGGGUUUUGAGUCUCGAAAGGAUACAGGAGAGCCUAGUGCGCCGGAGGAAGCGCAACCCCAGAACUCUCAAGCUGUAUCGAUUUGUUUCGCCGUAGACCAUAUCGAGGGCGAAGACCAUACAAUUCCCAAACCUGAGAGAUACGAUCACUGGAGGAGCUGCCAUCCCGAUUUCUGGGGUGCGCCGUUGCUUGGUCUCAAGGCGCCGCAUCCCCGAACGCUCGAGAUAGUCGAGCGGGAGUUCACACCAAACCCCAACGACGAUCCAGCUUCCGUGAUCUCAGACCAGAGAAAGUCAGGAGGAGACAUGAAUCUCUGGACAUUUCGACGCAUCGCAGCAAAAGACAACUUCAUCCCUGGAGCAUAUCGAUCAGAUAUCUGCCUUGUCAACUGGCCCAUGAUCGACUACUUCGAAAAGCCCAUCAUUGAUGUCUCAGAGGAUGAGCUGCAAGAGCGUCUUGCAGAAGCUGCAUCUUUGUCGUACAGUAUGCUUUACUACCUCCAAACGGAUUGCUCCCGAGCCGAUGGAAAGGGCACAGGAUAUCCUGGCCUUCGAUUGAGGGGUGAUAUAACCGGUACAGAACACGGUCUUGCAAUGGCCCCCUACAUCCGCGAAUCUCGACGCAUCAAAGCCGUAACCACAAUCGUGGAACAAGAUCUCUCCCUCGAUGUUCGCGGUUCAAAAGGUGCAGUACACUAUCCCGAUAGUGUUGGCGUCGGAAUGUAUCGAAUCGAUCUCCAUCCAUCCACCGGCGGUGAUAACUACAUCGACGUAGCCUGCUGUCCAUUCGAGAUCCCGCUUGGUGCUUUGAUACCAGUUGAGAGACCGAACUUACUCGCGGCGUCGAAGAAUAUCGGGACUACGCAUAUUACAAAUGGAUGUUACAGGUUACACCCUGUUGAGUGGAACAUUGGCGAGGCGGCGGGGUUGUUGGCAGCGUACUGUCUGGAUAAGGAGUUGUCACCGCAUGAAGUGCAGGGCAAGAAGGAGUUGUUUCAAGAGUUUCAGGAUAUGAUCAUCAAAGAGGGUCUUGAGACAGAGUGGCCUGAUGUAUCUGGAUACUGA